CGAAUGCAUUGAAGUGCUCGAGAUUUUUGUCUUCGCUGAAGACCAAGGCUUUAGGAUCGUACUCGAAGCUGCAACAGGAUAUUUUCAAAUCAUUGCUGAACAGGCGAUGAAUGAGCAAUAAAAUAACACUGCGCUGCUGACUGGUGGAACAGCACGAUUUAUCACUAGUUUUUCCGCAAGUGGAACUUGGUAGUGCACGACUGGCUGUACACAUGCACUUACAAGGAUAUGUACGAGAUCGUGGUACCAUACAACCGAACGCUGGCAGCUACCGUUGUAUUCGUCACUUCCGCCGUCAUUCAUAAAAUUCACAGCAGCAGAUAUUAUUAAGUAUUGCUCAUAUAGAGCAACCAGAGAAGUUUCAGACUAAACCAACAAUUACUAUAGAAGAACUCACAGAUUUUGCGGGAGGACAAGUAUAGACCGAAAAAAUAAGAAGAUUAAAUCGUAACAAACUAUCUCUAUUCACAGCAUCUGUGAUGGAUCUUGUUUUCACAGAUAAGGAAAUGGGAAAUUAUACGAGUAGUAUGACUGGAAUACGAGCAAUUUUCCUCGAGAAAAAUUGAAACUUUUUUAACUUUAACAUUUGUCUGUAUAUUGAUUAUUAUAAAUACAAAUUUUAAUAUUUUCUUAUUCUCAAAAAGCAUUUUUGGUUUUAGUAAAAAUUAUUUUUAAUUUCCACAGAAUACAUUUUAAAAGAAUUUGAUUAUCCUACAGAAGGGCCAUUAAACAAGGUUGCAAUAGCAGAAAUUUUCAAAGCAAUGAAAAGACUUUCUAACCGGGACUAUCAUCUUAUGGGGAUUCCAGUCAAAACACGAGGCUAAUGUGUUGCGCAACACGAGUUGCUCAAUAAAUCGAUCAUAGGCGGGAGAUACGCAAUAUAUAAAGCCGAGAUAGACCACUGCGCAUUCAAUAAAGUUUUCGUAGUCGCGCGAUCACGAACGAGAUAGGUAACGACACUAUGGCCAACGAAGACGUAUCCAUGGAUAUUCUACGUGAGCCGACCACCGAUGCAAUGCAAAGAACAAUACAAAAAAACAAUGACGAUCCGAUGUCCGACGUUCUGCAGAGGAUAGAGGCACCUUCGUUGUCGAACGACGAAUUCUUGCACAGCACGAACAAAAGGGAAUCCAGCAAAAAAGAUGGAUUGUCGGAUAAGGAAAUAUUCUCGGUCGUGUGCGACAUUAUAGAAUAUGGAACGAUUCACCACGGUAUCAAUGCGUUACGAGUUGGUUUUGCAAAGUUUCCAACAUGCAUCUAUAUUUGGUUAUCCAUGCAAACUUCGACGCUCUGUGUCUACGUGGCCUUCACCCUCUCGUGCGUGACACCAAUUGUGGCUUCUUCAAUUGAAUUUAUGACUGUAGUACGAUCCGUAAAUGUUGGAUCCGUAAAUCUUUUCCGAAGAACUCACGUUCUAAAUUCAUAUGAAAGUGGGAUGGCAAAAAUAAAGUUAGCUGAAAAGUUUUCGGACAUCGACUCUUCUGACGUCGACGAUACUCGUAAAAAAGAACGUCGUAAAACGACAUCAAUUUGCGUUUCUAACGAAAGCGAUAAUGAUAGUCAACAUGCGUUACAUCCCCCGCCAAAGAAACCAAUUUCAGAAACGUCCAUAAAUUCCAACAAUAAUAAUGUACCAAUGGAGGAUUCACCUUUAGGUGAUGCUGCUAAACAAAUACACAGUAAUGAUAGUACAUCUGGGCAGAAUGUUUCGUAAAAGUAUUUCACUGAAACAAAUGUGUCGAAAGACAAUAAUGCAAUUCUUUUGACAGACAUCGAUUUAAAACAAGAAUUACUACGUAGAUGUAAUGAAAUGGAUGCUAAGUUAGAUCGCAUUGAUGGGAGAUUGAAUAGUCUUGAAGGAAAACUGGAGAAUAGUCAUAAAUAUGAGAAGUAUUUAUGUUAAUAUAAUAGAAAAUAUAUCCUUUCCUUUAAAAAUCAAGGAAGAUCUGGACAAGUUAGAACUAAACCUUCGAGAAGCCGACUUUUUCAAAGACAUGCUCCUAUGAAGUUAUCAGUACGAAUUAUCUACUUGAAAUUUGAAUAUACGGGGAUGUGGACUCGAAAUCGUGACCUGCUAUUUAUAAUGCUCACACGGAGCUGUACGAUAUCUUGAUAUUUAUUUGUAAUUCGGAAUAAAAAUUGUGUUAUUUAAUAUCA
Molecule: messenger RNA, 2157 nt
Organism: Solenopsis invicta (red fire ant)
Lineage: Eukaryota; Metazoa; Arthropoda; Insecta; Hymenoptera; Formicidae
Exons: 13
Coding region: 962-1714 (250 amino acids)
Source: RefSeq, a predicted model, not a curated record